This is a messenger RNA of Leucoraja erinaceus (little skate), 550 nucleotides long. It is a transcript of the gene polr2j, whose product is annotated as RNA polymerase II subunit J. NCBI's taxonomy places the organism in Eukaryota, Metazoa, Chordata, Chondrichthyes, Rajiformes, Rajidae. The transcript is spliced from 4 exons. Gene Ontology annotation, biological process: transcription by RNA polymerase II. The coding region runs from base 104 to 457 and encodes 117 amino acids. The record is from RefSeq and is a predicted model, not a curated record. Gene Ontology annotation, molecular function: DNA binding; protein dimerization activity. Gene Ontology annotation, cellular component: RNA polymerase II, core complex.
AGUUCCCGGAGUGUCCAGGCGGCGGCGCUGUGGGCGGGUGGCGAGGCCCAGCGUCGGGCGGCAUCUCUUGUCCCCGCGGCUGCCUCGUUGUUCACUCGGCGACAUGAACGCGCCGCCGGCUUUCGAGAGCUUCCUGCUGUUCGAGGGAGAAAAGAAAAUAACAAUAACAAAAGACACAAAAGUGCCAAAUGCAUGCCUAUUCACCAUUAACAAGGAGGACCAUACCCUGGGUAAUACCAUCCGAUCGCAGUUGUUGAAAGACCCCCAGGUGUUAUUCGCAGGUUACAAAGUACCUCAUCCGCUCGAACAUAAGAUUGUUAUCCGUGUGCAGACAACUCCAGACUACAGUCCACAAGAGGCAUUUACAAAUGCCAUCACUGAUCUGAUCAGUGAGUUAUCUCUUUUAGAAGAGCGGUUCCGGGUUGCCAUUAAAGAUAAACAAGAAGGGAUUGAAUAAAAAGACAUCAGAAUGCAUCUGAUUUACAAUUCAUUUUGUAAAAUAUUGUUUGACUAUCUUGAUUACAAAUUAAAAUUAAGUUAUUACAAAAUA